Messenger RNA from Pocillopora meandrina, 3332 nucleotides. The record is from the annotation of a GenBank genome assembly. NCBI's taxonomy places the organism in Eukaryota, Metazoa, Cnidaria, Anthozoa, Scleractinia, Pocilloporidae.
UUGACUCGAUCAUCAGAAACGAACACUGCGGACCACCGAGUAACAGACGUAAGACAAGAUCUGUUUUCUGUUGAUGAGUUCCGUUAUUUGAAUGUGCCUCCAGUUAGAAUAUUCACGGUGCACGACGACUUGGAGUGUACCAUGAGAUGCCUUCAACAUCCUUCUUGUAUUUCCGUGAACUUGGCCUUGGAAAUAAGACUAUGGUGCGAGUUACUGUCAUCUGACAAGUACAGCAACCCCAAGGAAUUCAGAAAAAACAAAAGCUCACAUCACUAUCACAUCGUGGUAAGAACUCUCAUCUGUGUUUUUUGGAUAUUUCAAAGCAGCCUUUUCAAGGAAGCACCAUCUAUAAUUUACUGCAGCCAUAAUUAAGACGGCGUCAUCCAAGAUAAAUGAUCAGUAACUUCUCCUGGGCGUAAAAUAAUUAUCCUGGCUUUCUUCUUACGUUUGUCAAGACUGAACAAGGUAUACUUUUUUUCCGAUUAUCAUUCCAUUCGUUCUCUCGUUAUUUCGCUUAGUUAUCUAUUCGCUCAUUCUAUUUGUUCAUCCCCUCCUAUUCCUAGGUGUGUCAACCGUGACCCACCUCCAAGAAAAAACGAUAUUUGAAUUGAAUGGCUCUUGUAUAAGUUUCUCUUAAGUGGAUAUUGCAAAAGCAGUUCAGGUGUGACUUCAACACACUUGCAUAGUACGGUAUUUGCGCUAAGUCGUGUUACAUUAAGCGUGAAAGUUCUUUUUUUCUCUUGCAAGAACAUGUGUGCUGAAAAUCCUUGCGAAAACAACGCCACUUGUCAAAGCAAUUUUACCGACAAACUUUAUCAGUGUCUAUGUCCUACUGGAUACAAAGGUCCGAGGUGCCAAACAGGUAAACAAAAAAUCAUCUAUAUCUUUCAAGUGAGAUGUACAGUUCAAUUAUUAAGAAGCAUAAAGUCGUACACUAAUUACAUGAACAUGUUUAAUUAACAUCGUUAUUUCUAAGCAACAGAAAAGGCAACAAAAGAGAGAGUUAAAGAGAGAAACACACAGGAAAGUAAACUGACAUUAAAAAGAGCAGAAUGAUUAACCAUUCUUCAAACACAAAUGCAUUACAUACUUGUAGAGCCAUCAGUUAGUUAGCAACUUUACGGCAGGCUGGAAAUAAUUAUUGUCAAUGAUAAUGAGAAGUUUUACCGAUGUCUCUUCUUUUUAAGGAUUUGAAGUAACAUUUAUGCUGCCCAAGGAAGUCCUUUGGAAAAAGAAAAUGUUUCAGUUCAGCCAGGAAGCUGAAAUAUCAUAAGAAAACACAAAACAAAAGAAAAAAAAAACUAAAACAUCGGAGAGACAAUAUAAUUUUAUAAUUCUAAUAAAAGGUAUUUUUAAACUUUUUCCAGGACCUACUUCGUGUAAAGAAAUUCAUGACCAGGACACGUGAGUACAAUUGGUAUUCGGAUAUUAUUUAUGUAGUACAUCAAAUAUUCCGCCUUCUCGCAAUUGGUUUAAGCCCAUCACGUCACCAAAUAUACCCUAAUUUUCAAACCACCAUAUGCAAAGAAAGAACUCGGUUUAAAUUCGAUUCACUUAGGUUGAGUGUAUUCCCGUCCUAACAGAAGAAGUGAAAAAUAAUACGCUCCCGGACACUUGUUUAAUUCCAGGAAAAAUUGUUGCUACGAAGGCUGUUGUUUAUAUUGCUCAUGUGCUCAAUCAUCAUCAUUGUCACUCAGUAUCUUUGCCAUUGUAAUUUUCAUUGCCACUAAUGAUAAUUAUUUUUUAUAAGUUCUAGUUUUAUUUCACCGUCAUUGUUUACUUUAAUGUUUUUGUUUCUUUAUUACAUUUUGAUUCAAAAGAUCCAUUAUGAGUGGUGUGGUUACCCUUCUUGUUGACUCCCAACCAUUGUCCGUUUUCUGUCACAUGGGAAAUUUUGGGUGUGGAGAUGGAGGAUGGACACCAGUUAUGAAGAUUGACGGCAGAGAGGUGCAUACUUUUAUUAAAUAAUUCAUUUCCUAUACAAACUUGGUCUCUUUCAAAACGUUGCAAGUUAAAAACGCGCCUUUUACAUAUGAAUGCCUUUUGUUUUUCAUCGAGACGGUAAUGGACGAAGACCUGACUUUGUUCAACGUAAAUUUAGAGACUUAUUGUGUGCAAUGAUUGUAGAAAAAGAAAAGUUAAAAAUCAGCCAUAAGUAUAUCCAAACCUAUUUGUCUCUAGUAUCAUGUAAGAGUUAGAUUAGGAACACAAACCAUUGAGAUCAUAAUUCGUUUAAAGGCUGUUUGGAACAAGGAAUAUCUCUUUUCUGAGCAAAAUUUUCACAUCAUUUGGGGGUUAUGUAGAUAUCAACCUGAUUUAAAUAGAAGUCAUUGUUCAUCGUUUGAACAGCAGGAGGAGGACGAGGAUAGGUAGAGGAGGAUUGUUGGAGGAUCAUAGAACAUUGAGGACCAAUAAACUGCCAAUGACGAGGGAUCAGGUUACUUUUAUCGUGACACAAUCACACUCCAAUUUUGUCUAUGUACAAAGAGAUCAGAAUUUCUUUAAAGAAAAAUGACUUCUGUCAUCCUUUAUCGUUUCAGUGACUCUUGAUUGGGGUGCAAAUGAAAACACAGGAAAAACUCCUAAUAACUAUAUUGACAUGUCAUGCACUGAUCUACGGUGCCAGGUCUGUGUUGAAAACAAAAAUUUACCUUAGCAUUGACGACACGAUGUCAAAAAUAUCGAGGUCAAUUCUAUGGUAAAACAAACGAGUCGGGUAAUAAAUCAAUAAAUAAAGAAACACGACAGGAAGUAGACAGGGAAAAUCCAUCAAUUCAGAGAAAAUACAAAAGUGAAAUGCUCUUGUAUUUCAGACCACCUUCCAUUAUGAGGCGCAUUAUUGGAGAGAUUACGAUGAAUUCAACCUUCUCGGUGGAGAGACUGGGUUUGACGAACAAGAAUCAAAGCUACCCACCUACUGGAACACAUCAUUCUCUAAGAUCUGUCUCGGAAUGAAGAUCAACCAAAAGCUCAGGUUUAUUGUCAUCAACAAGUUGGCUGACUCUCUACACUCACUAAUUGCUGAUGGCCAAUACCGCAACACCUCACUGGGUCGUGACGGGUGGAAAAAGUUGAUUGGCAGCAACGCCUCUUUACAGCGCAACUGUAACAAGGAAGGAUUCAAUGCUGUUGGUGAUCGUGAUCGUGCUAAAGUCAGAAUUGGUAUUGUUAGCAAUAACCAAAACGACUGCUACUCGUGCAACUCUUUGAUUGGAUUUGGUACAGGAAGUCAUCCAAAAGGCGCAAAAUCUUGCAGAAACGAGGCACUCCAUUAUACGUUAGAUGAUGGAGGGAAGAGCAUCAAAGCCAUGGGGUACAUAUUGGUGCAAUAA